Messenger RNA from Triticum aestivum (bread wheat), 2487 nucleotides. Its product is annotated as putative disease resistance RPP13-like protein 1. The transcript is spliced from 2 exons. NCBI's taxonomy places the organism in Eukaryota, Viridiplantae, Streptophyta, Magnoliopsida, Poales, Poaceae. The record is from RefSeq and is a predicted model, not a curated record. Bases 831 to 2309 code for a protein of 492 amino acids.
UAAAAAGCACAGGACCGACACGGCCCUGUUUGCCAUCAACUCGCCGUGUACAAGCGUAGAAUCGAUCCAGCUGCUUAAGGCGUUAGCUUCGAGCAUACGCGUACGUCUCGCCGGAUUGUCUCUUGUGUGCCUGGUUAGCUACGGCUGCUGCCUACGUUACACAAUACCAUUUUCCUUUCUCCAUUUUGAAGAUCAGCAUCAGGUCAAGCCUGAACUCUGCAGAGAAUGCACAAGGUUUAACAGUUUCCAGUUAAAUACUGAACUAGGACAAUAUAAGCGACAUGACUGGUUGGGUUCUAAAGAAACCAACUUACAAAGCAACAUGUGCCCUGAAUCAUGGAGUUGUGAUUCUCAUCAUUACCGAACAUGGUAAAAGGGUGCAUAUCGUUUGCUUCCCGAUGAGUUGAGCUCAAACAUUGCUAGAGUAGAGUGUGCAUAUACUGGAUAUGCCUUGUGGUGUAAAAUGUAAAACGAGUCCAGUUAAAGAUAAAUGCAAAGAUAACUUAAAUAUACAAGCUGGUGCGUAAAUAUUAAAUAUAUGUUGUCACGUUUCUUGGACAGUUGGCUUGUCGUUUUCACAAUUGAAGAUAUAAAAGACAAUAAUUAAUCUGGUCCUACAUACUGUGGAUAUUGAAAAUACUAGUCAACUAUUUCUUCCUGCUUGGACAGUAUAGGCUUGUCCUUGUCACAUGUUAGCCGCCCUUGUACCAGUCAAAGUCAUCCAUGGAGACUUUUCUAUUUUGCCAAGAAUCUCCGUAAGACUUGUAAGAGGCCAUCAUAGUUAAAUUUGUCCAGAGACAGGCCAGCAGCUUACCUCAUGAAUCCUAGCUAUGGAGACUGCCAUAUCUGCAGUUGCUAGUGAACUCGUGAGCCAGUUCGUCUCCUUACUGAUGAACAAGUACUACUCCUUGAGCCAUGCCCAAUCAGAGGAGAAGGUGAUGCAAAGGUUGCAUCACCUCCUGAUGAGAGCUGGCACCAUCCUUGAGGAGGCAGACACACGAUACAUAACCAACUCCGGGAUGAUGAUGCAUCUCAAGACACUCUCAGAGGCCAUGUACCGAGGACACCGUGUGCUGGACUGCUUGAGGUACCAUGCCCUCCAACACAGUGCAGGCUUCGACAAGGUUAGCAUCAAUGACUCGUCUAGCAGCAGCUUGCAUUUAGCCAUUCCUUUCAAGCGUUCUCGAACAACAUCUGGGAAGGAUGACAAGGAAAUGCGCCUCGAGUCACAUGGUGCCUUGAAAAGCUUAGAAAUUGCUAUUGCUAAUAUGGCAGAGUUUAUUGUUCUUCUGGGUGGAUGCCAGCGCAUAUCCCGUAGGCCCUAUGAUGUUUAUCUUUACACCGACAAUUUCAUGUUUGGCCGACACACUGGAAAGCAAAAGCUCUUGAGCUUCUUGUUGGAGCACAACAACCCUCCUGGUGAUCAUGCACUUUCAGUUCUUCCGAUCAUAGGUGGUGCUGGAGUUGGAAAGAAAACCUUGGUUGCUCAUGUGUGUGGCGACCAAAGGGUUCGGUCACGCUUCUCCUCUAUUUUGCACUUGAAUGGACACAACCUCUUGACCAUAUUUGACCAUGGAAGGACCAUGUUUUGGACGAUGUUGGUAGUGAUUGAGUUUGCUUCUGAUGUAGGUGAGGAUGAAUGGAAAAGGUUUCACUCUUUUCUCAUAAGAAUGAGCACAGGAAGCAAGAUCAUCAUCAUAAGUAAACUUAAAAGGUUAACCCGGUUUGGAUCGGUACAGCCUAUUUUCCUAAAUGUUUUGUCUUAUGACGAGUUGAGGUACCUUUUUAAGACACUGGCAUUCGGGAGUGUAGACCCUACAGAACAUCCACGGUUAGUACAACUAGCAGAUGAAUUUUGCAACAUGUUGCAUAAUGUGCCAGCAGGUACACUUAUUGCAACAAAUAUGCUCACGGAUGUAUUGAGAAUGAACCUCAGUGUUCAAUUUUGGCAUUGCAUACUAGAGAAGGGACUAAGAUAUUUUAAGAGAAACUACUCCACAUGUGGUGGGCGCCUAAGCAUGCUGACGGACCAAGCCCAUUUAGUGGACAUAACGGACUAUGCUUUGCAACCACUUAGCAUGAUAGCUUGUACUCCUAAUGUUUCAAUCAAGAAGGAAUUGCCAAGUCUAACAUUUGGGGAACUUAUAAGAGAUCCUAGUGUUAUCCCGAAACAAGACUUCAUUCUAAUUGCAUGGGAAUCAAGGAUACCGCCUCAUAAUUCAUUUCCUCAUUUGGUUACAAGUCAUGCUCAGGGUACACAUGAAGGUGGUGCCUUAACAGGGAGGAAGCGAAGAGGAGCGCCAAUCUAAUUCUGUUUCAAAACUCCUACAAUGUAAAUCUUGUUGUAUUUUAGUAUUUUUUUUUCAUAGAUGUAGAAUGGAUGUGUUCACGUGGCCAUGGAAAAGCUGUUUUUAGGAGUGAUUGUAUACCACUCAAAUAAAUGUACUGGAGGUCUCUAAUAAGAUUGCACAGUAUGUUCUAUCAUAA